Cuscuta campestris is the source of this 2409-nucleotide messenger RNA. The record is from the annotation of a GenBank genome assembly. Lineage: Eukaryota; Viridiplantae; Streptophyta; Magnoliopsida; Solanales; Convolvulaceae.
CCACACCACCCAAAUAUAUACACUCGAGAUAGUAGUCCUCAUCAGUUGGUUAUUCUCACUCCAAGAUUUGAGCUUUUUCUCUGAUAGAGAAGAAGCAAAAAUGGGGAGAUCUGAAAGGGCAUUCAUGGUGGGAUUGUUAUUGGUGCUGGUUUUGUGCUUGGUGGGAGAAGCUGGUGCUGGGAGUGCUGCAAAGUACAAGGACCCAAAGCAGCCAGUGGGUGUUAGGAUCAGAGAUUUGAUGAAAAGGAUGAGUCUUGCUGAGAAGAUUGGUCAGAUGACUCAGAUUGAGAGGAAUGUUGCCACUUCUGAUGUCAUGAAGCAAUACUUCAUUGGGAGUGUAUUGAGUGGAGGAGGAAGUGUGCCCAAACCAAACGCGACCCCUAAAGAUUGGACAAACAUGGUGGACGAGCUUCAGAAAGGGGCGCUUUCGACCCCCCUCGGUAUCCCUAUGAUCUAUGGGAUUGAUGCAGUUCAUGGGCACAACAAUGUCUACAAGGCCACCAUUUUUCCUCACAAUAUUGGGCUUGGUGUCACCAGGGAUCCAGAACUAGUGAAAAAGAUUGGAGCAGCAACUGCACUUGAAGUUAGAGCAACAGGAAUCCCAUAUGCUUUCGCUCCUUGCAUUGCAGUUUGUAGGGACCCGAGAUGGGGACGGUGUUACGAAAGCUAUAGUGAAGAUCACAAGAUUGUGCAGAUGAUGACCGAACUCAUCCCCGGCUUACAAGGAGAUCUCCCUGCUAACUACCGUCCCGGAGUUCCUUUUGUCGCUGGAAAGAACAAAGUUGCAGCGUGCGCGAAGCAUUUUGUGGGAGAUGGGGGAACGGUAAGAGGGAUUGACGAGAACAAUACGGUAAUAGACAUGAAGGAAUUGUUCAGCAUUCACAUGCCAGCAUACUAUGAUUCAAUCAAGAAGGGUGUUGCCACUGUUAUGGUUUCUUACUCCAGUGUAAAUGGCCAUAAGAUGCAUGCCAAUGGUGACCUAGUCACCGGCUUCCUCAAGAACAAGCUCAAGUUCAGGGGAUUUGUGAUAUCAGAUUGGCAAGGCAUUGACAGGAUUACCAGCACGCCGAACUAUACGUAUUCUGUACAAGCUGGGAUUCUUGCAGGCAUUGACAUGGUCAUGGUACCACAGAUCUACAAAGAUUACAUUAAUGAUUUGACGGAUUUGGUGAACAAGAAAGUCAUUCCGAUGAGUAGGAUCGACGAUGCUGUCAGGAGGAUACUGAGGGUCAAGUUUGCUAUGGGUCUCUUUGAGAAUCCAAUGUCUGAUCCUAGCUUGGCCAACCAGCUUGGAAGCCAGGAACACAGAGAAUUGGCUCGGGAAGCGGUGAGAAAAUCAUUAGUGCUUCUGAAGAACGGAAAAAGUGCCGCUGCCCCUCCAUUGCUUCCCCUUCCUAAGAAAGCCACAAAGAUUCUUGUGGCCGGGACUCACGCGGACAACUUGGGAUACCAAUGUGGAGGCUGGACCAUCGAAUGGCAAGGCUUUAAGGGCAAUGAUCGCACCGUUGGAACAACCAUUUUGUCCGCGAUCAAGAAAACUGUUGAUCCUUCGACGCAAGUCGUGUAUCAAGAAAGCCCAGACGCAGGCUAUGUCAAGUCGAACAGCUUCUCCUACGCCAUAGUGGUCGUGGGCGAGGUCCCAUACGCGGAGAUGUAUGGUGACAGCACGAACCUCACCAUUGCGGGGACCGGUUACGCCACCAUAGACAGUGUGUGUGGGGCAGUCAAGUGCGUGGUUGUCGUGAUCUCGGGACGCCCCGUGGUGAUUGGGUCCCACGUUGCGAAGAUGGAUGCCCUGGUCGCGGCGUGGCUGCCCGGAUCAGAAGGGCAGGGGGUCACGGACGCCUUGUUUGGGGAUUACGGGUUCUCGGGCAAGCUUGCCCGAACGUGGUUCAAGUCGGUCGAUCAGCUCCCGAUGAACGUGGGGGACCCACAUUACGACCCGUUGUUCCCCUUCGGGUUCGGGCUCACGACGAAGCCCGUGAAGGCCUAAUAUAUCAAUCCAGAUGGGAAGCAAGUGUGAAGAGAGUAGCUAGAGAAGCAUUGAUGUGUUAAGGACUUCCUUUUUGGGUCAUUUUUUUCCCAUAAAAGACUGCAAAAAUUUUACUUUCAUCAUUCUAUGUUUCAACUGAGAGUUUCAAUUUAAAUUAGACUUUGGUGCACAUCACUUUUGACACUAAAAGAAGAUUAGAGAGAAUUUUAUGUGUGAGCAAUUCAAUUAGUUCACUAAGAGUUCUCUCAAAUUAUUUUUUUAGUGUCAAACGUGGUAUGCGCCAUGGCAAGUCCACUUUCUAUUUGAUAUUUUAAGUUUUUCAAUGUACUAUUUUGAUUGUGAGUAAUUAUAUUUGUAUUUUGAUUGUGAGUAAUUAUAUUAUAUUUUGAUUAUAUAAAUAAAUAUUCCACGAAUGA